GGACCCAGCCCACUAUUCACUCUUUCAGUACAGGCCUUAUCAUGUUUUCCUGGAUUGCGUUACUUUUCUGCCUUUACCUCCUAGACUGUGAGCUCAGGAAACAUUUGCUGAGUGCAUGAGUGACUGACUGAAUGAGCAUUCCUGGGAGGACCUUGGGAAAGGGACAAUUACCCCCCACACACACACCUUACAGAAGGAGAAACUGAAGUGCAGAGAAUAUGGUUGGCCAGCUUCAUAUGGCAUGAGCAAGCCCUGGGCUGGGCCUCCUGAGUGUGAGCCCAGUGCUCUGCCUACCGGCACAGUCAGCCCAGGACAUCGCUGAAUGGUGGACUGGGACAAGCGUGGGGAACAAUGCUGAGGCAGCUGAGGCAGUCUGGAGACCCCCGAUUCUAAUCCCAGCUGGCACUCUCAUUGGUGGUUUUCCUCUGGCCACAUCGCUUUAGCUCCCUGUAAGUGUUUUCCUCUCAGAAAUGGGAUAAUAAUCAAACCAAGCACAUCUCCUUAACACUUGGUAAACUAGACUGAAUUUUUUGCGGUCUGGAUUCAUGUCUGUUUUGCUGACAGCUGUGUCCAGGCACAAAGCACACUGCCUGGCACAGAGUAGGUGCUCCCGAAAUAUUUGAUGAAUAACAGGGAACAGAGCAAGUGGGAAUGUGCCCAGCCAUUACCACUGUCUGCUGAGAAAGCUUUCCUCCCACAGUUUCCCAAGGUGGCUCCUCACAGUUAAUGAACUCUAGAAGUCCAAUCUGAGCUCUGCCCUCACCCUUCACCCUCCCUCCAGGUGGGCAGGGCAAUCCUCCCCUGACUGACUGGGCUGGGAUGCUCAGGGGAGCUCAGCACAGUCAGGGACAGUCAGGCAGAGUCAGCGAUCCAGCAGCCCCUGCACCAUGAGUGUCUCUGUGCUGAGCAUCACCGGACCCCUGGGCGGUAUCUCUGGGCUCCUGCAAGGGGCCUCCCUGCUAGGGCUGGCUCUGCUGCUGCUCAAGGCAGCACAGCUCUACCUGCGCAGGCAGUGGCUGCUCAAAGCAGUCCAGGAGUUCCCAUCCCCCCCCUCCCACUGGCUCUUCGGGCACAAGCUGGAGCUCCAAAAUGGUCAGGAGCUACAAGAGCUUCAGAAAAGGGCAGAGAAAUAUCCAUGUGCCAGUCCUCGCUGGCUAUGGGGAAGCAAGGUUAGCCUCAUAGUCUAUGACCCGGACUACAUGAAGGUGAUCCUGGGGCGAUCAGACCCAAAGUCUGAUGGUUCCUACAGAUUCAUGGCUCCCUGUAUAGGGUAUGGUUUGCUCCUGUUGAAUGGGCAGGCGUGGUUCCAGCACAGGCGGAUGCUGACCCCAGCCUUCCACUAUGACAUCCUGAAGCCCUACGUGGGACUCAUGGCCGAUUCUGUCCGAGUGAUGCUGGACAAAUGGGAGGAGCUCCUCAGCCAGAACUCACCUCUGGAGAUCUUUGGACACAUCUCCUCGAUGACGUUGGACACCCUUAUGAAGUGUGCCUUCAGCUACCAGGGCAACCACCAGGCAGACAGGUACUUCCAAUCCUACCUUCAGGCCAUUCGGGACCUGAACAACCUGGUGCUUUCCCGGAUAAGGAAUGCUUUCUACCAGAAAGACUUCAUCUACAGGCUGACCCCUGAGGGCCGCUGGAACCACCGGGCCUGCCAGCUUGCCCAUCAACACACAGACCAAGUGAUCAAGCUGAGGAAGGCUCAGCUGCAGGAGGAGGGAGAGCUCGAGAAGGUCAGGAGCAAGAGGCACCUGGACUUUCUGGACAUCCUCCUCUUUGCCCAAAGGGAGAACGGGAACAGCUUGUCUGACAAGGACCUCCAUGCGGAAGUGGACACCUUCAUGUUUGAGGGCCAUGACACCACAGCCAGCGGCAUCUCCUGGAUCCUCUAUGCUCUGGCCACACACCCCGAGCAUCAGCAGAGGUGCCGGGAGGAG
Molecule: messenger RNA, 1937 nt
Organism: Leptonychotes weddellii (Weddell seal)
Lineage: Eukaryota; Metazoa; Chordata; Mammalia; Carnivora; Phocidae
Source: RefSeq, a predicted model, not a curated record